CGAAUCAUCUGUCCUACCCGGACUGCUGGAAGCUGCGCCAUGUUGGCCAAGUCUCUGAUGAUUGUGAGGACAAAAAUGAUAAAAAAUACUCCCGACGAGAAGAAGAGGUAGAUCUCCGCGGGAGGUUGAAGACCGUGGCUGUUACUAUUUUCGUUUUUUCUCUCUUUUGGGGAAAAGGAGUGAGCCCGGCCGGGAUCCGCAGAGAGGCUCCGGACGGGCGAGGGAGGCUAAAAACCUCCCACCGUCCCCAUGAACAGCACCGCUGAUCCGAGCAGCGACUUUCCAUGAAAAAGGGAAAGAUUUGUGUUACUAUUUGAGCUUCGUUAUCCCGCUUCGUUGAGGGGUUUGGGGCCUGCCUCCUUCAACAAUCCACUAGGCUUGCUCCAAUGUGUGCAAGCUAAGCGACGCUUGCUUUUUUCUAUUUCUUAUUAUUAGGCAAUUGUUUUUAUGUGUUGAUGGUUGUUUUUUUACGAUGAGUUUGCCACCCAAAGUAGUCCCCAAACCCGCCGCUGUCGCUGCUAGCGGACCUGGAAGCGGCCCCUCUCCGUCGAGUCAACUGCGGGCUACCCUGACCUCCGUGUCUCUGCCGCCGGGAGCCCCGGCAGCCCCCCAGCCCGGCGCUGUACCGCAGACUCAAAUUCCCCGGGUUCCGCAAUCACUGGAUGACAGAAUCUUCUCCACACAGCCUGGCGUGGCUGCCGUCUAUAGCCUUCCCAGACAUGCUGGUCCCCCUUACAACGCUCACGACAUCACAAAGGGACACCCAAACUUGGCGGGCACUCCGCCCGGUCAUGCCCAUUCCCCGGCGCUCUCUCAGGUAUCAGUACCCACAGCUCCCCCAUAUCGCUACCCCAAGGGCUGGGAGACAGGCGGAGGGUCUCCAUAUAACCAUGGGCAGAAUGCUGGUUCAGCUCCCCUAGUGUAUUCUCCUCAGACACAGCCAAUGAAUGCACAGCCACAGAGUCGCCCGUUUGCUACGGGCCCGCGACCGACCCACCAUCAGGGAGGAUUCAGGCCCAUCCAGUUUUUCCAGAGGGCUCAGAUGCAGACAGCGAGGCCCACCAUCCCCACAAACACGCCCACCAUACGGCCCGGUUCCCAAGCUCCCACGGCGGCCGUCUACCCCACUAAUCAAGCAAUCAUGAUGACCAUGGCGCCCAUGCCGUUUCCUUCCCCACAGGCUGCACAGUACUACAUCUCACAGUAUCGACACAGCACGCCCUACGUGGCGCCUCCUCAGCAGUAUUCUGUCCAGCCCCCGGGGUCUGGCACCUUCUAUCCAGGUCCAGGACCAGGGGAGUACCCUGCCCCCUAUCAUCCCCUCAGGUAUCACGCACCCGUAUCACCGUCUGUCGCCGCCCCCGUCCCCACAGCUGGCCCACCAUACUACCCAGGGCAGACUGUGUACCCUGCCUCAUCACCCAUCAUAGUGCCUACACCACAGCAACCUCCACCAGCCAAGCGUGAGAAGAAAACAUCCUCCCAGAUUCGUAUCCGUGACCCCAAUCAGGGUGGAAGGGACAUCACUGAGGAGAUCAUGGCAGGGGGCUCAGGGAGCAGGAACUCGACGCCCCCUAUCGGUCCUCCUUCCUCUACUCCUACACCCCCUCAGCAGCAGCUGAGCAGUAGGCAAACUCCUGAACUACAGCCGCCCUCGCAGCCUCCUCAGCCGCAGCAUGCCGCUUCUGGAGGCUUUGCAUUGGACCCCCCUUUGCCCCAGCAACAGCACCCGCAGCAAGUAGUGACCACUGGGGCUCCAGGUGCCAAAUCAGGGCCAGAUGCAACCCCAAAUUUGGAGCCAUUUGACCAAAAGUCUUCCUCACCCGGGACCCUGCAUCCAGAAGCUCCUUCAGAGACGCUGGAGGCCAGCGCUCCUGUAUCAGAAACCUCUUCCACUGUUGAACCAGAGCUUGCCUUCCCCUCGACAGUCCCGCCCACAGCGGUCAAUGCCGUUGACCGUCCCUCCUCGACCUCCUCAUCCUCCUCUCCCUCUCCCUCUGGCGGGGACCACAACCAUUCUUUGGCAUCACCUCUUAUUCCCAAAACAGACAAGCCCCUCCCAGAUGUGGCCCUGCGGACUCUGACUGUCUCGCCACCGCUGGCUCCCAAGGCUGUGAACGGUCUUGCGGACAUGGAGGCCGAAGUGGACUCCCCAGCUCACGAGCCACCACCUCUCUCCUCCCCCGCUGCAGCACGUCCUCUCGCUUCUUCUCCUGCUUUCCAGGAGAAUUCCUCUUCAGAAAUGUUGCCCUCUGAUGUCAGGCCGGAGGUGCCCAUUGCAGCCGAGCUUGCUCCCAUGGCGUCUUUGGCCGUGGUGCCGGUCGCUCUGACUUCAAGUCCCGCUCCAGCUUUGCAGGUUAUGCCCCCACCCGGCCUUCCGCCUUUGGUGCAGGCCACAGCAGAGGCCGACGAGUCGAAGAAGGCCCUAGACAGUAAGGACCUGGUCUCCAGUGUGGGAGCUGAGGUGCAUAGCAGCGUGACUGAAGCGGCGUCACAGCAUAAUUCACUCACCAGGAAGAGCCCCACUACAGUAAAUCAAACCUCUUCUGUUAUACCAAAGACCUGGAGGAAACCAAAUGAAGUGAUCCACACCAGAGACACAGCUCUGAAGGAGAAUGAGGACGAGCACCGACCCGUAGAUCCGGUCGUUGUGGAUCUGGCGCUUCUGGGCGACCCAGCAACCCCACCAUCAGUCUUCACCUCCACCACUACUCCAGAUCCUGCCAGUGGCUCUGAUGCUGACAGGAAGCUGGCUGUCCCAGAGGAGAACGGUGAGAUUGAACCGGAGCCUUUAAGGAACGGGGCAGGCCACAUCUCGGAGACUGAGAGCAGUGACAGCGGAGUCUCACCCGGGGACAAAGACAACUCCACCGGGGCCUCACAGGACCUAGAAGACCUGGCAGAGCCCUGCAGGAAGCGGCAGUAUGACAGGGAUAUGCUAUUGAACUUCCAGUUCAUGCCUGCUUGUGUACAGAAGCCAGAGGGUCUCCCGCCAAUCAGUGAUGUGGUGCUCGACAAGAUGAACCAAAACAAGCUGCCUUCUCGAGUGGUGGAUCCCAGGGUGAUUUCCAGGGGACCCGAUUUCACACCCGCCUUUGCCGACUUUGGCAGACAGAUGAGCAGCGCUCGGGGCGCAAUGCUAAUGAGCAUGGGCACGCGGCGGCCUCCCCCCAGGAAGAUUAUCAUGAACAUGUCGGUGAACGACGAGAUUCAGCUGAAAAGAUCAGAGAAUGCCUGGAAGCCGGGCGCAAAGCGGGAGUGUGUUGUUGAGGACCCCGAGACACUGAAGACACAGGAACUCUUCAAAAAGGUGAGAAGCAUCUUAAACAAGCUCACGCCUCAGAAGUUCAGCCAACUAAUGAAGCAAGUGACGGACCUGACCAUCGACACAGAGGAGCGACUCAAAGGAGUCAUUGACCUGGUCUUUGAAAAGGCCAUCGAUGAGCCGAGCUUCUCUGUUGCCUACGGAAACAUGUGUCGCUGCCUUGCCGAGCUCAGAGUGCAAAUAGCAGAUAAACCGAACAACACAGUCAACUUCCGCAAACUGCUUCUACAUCGCUGCCAGAAGGAGUUUGAGAAGGACAAAGUCGAUGACGUGGUGUUUGAGAAGAAGCAGAAAGAGCUCGACUCUGCCGACUCGUCCGCAGAGCGCGAGCGGCUGCAGGAAGAGCUGGAGGAGGCCAAGGACAAGGCUCGGAGGCGAUCCAUCGGCAACAUCAAAUUCAUCGGGGAACUUUUCAAGUUGAAGAUGCUGACGGAGGUCAUCAUGCACGACUGCGUGAUCAAGCUGCUGAAGAACCACGAUGAAGAAUCUUUGGAGUGCCUGUGCAGGCUGCUCACCACCAUCGGCAAGGACCUCGACUUUGAGAAGGCCAAGCCUCGAAUGGACCAGUAUUUCAAUCAGAUGGAAAAAAUAGUGAAGGAGAGGAAGACGUCGUCUCGGAUACGCUUUAUGUUGCAGGAUGUCAUCGACCUGAGAUUGCACAACUGGGUGUCCAGAAGAGCUGAUCAGGGGCCCAAAACUAUUGAGCAGAUACAUAAGGAAGCCAAAAUUGAAGAGCAGGAGGAACAGAGAAAAGUGCACCAGCAGCUGCUCUCCAAGGAAAACAAGAGACGAGAUCUUCGAGAUCAACGAGACCAGCGCAUGUCAAGAGAAGAGACCUGGAAUAUUGUGCAUAUGACCAAGAACAGCAGGACCAUCGACCCCAGUAAGAUCCCAAAGUUUUCCAAGCCUCCAACGGAUGAGAAGAUCCAGCUCGGUCCUCGCCCUGGCACAUGGGUGAAGGGCAGCAGUGGUGGAGCUAAAGCCAGCGAUUCAGAACUAUCGCGGGGCAGCAGCAGCCUUAACCGCUACUCAGCGCUGCAGUCGACACUCUCGACUCAGCCUGCCUCGUCAACUACUCCACAGAACUCUGACUUUGACUCCAGGAGGACUCUGGGAAGCAGUCGUAGUAGCACAGUGAGAGAGCGUAGCGAGAAACCACUGAUCCCUGUAACGCCGCCACUAUCAACGUCAAAGCCUGCAUCGUUUAGCAGGGGCGACAGUUCCAAAGACCUGCGAGAUGGCCACACCCCAGAGGAGGUGCAGAAAGAGCAGGAAUAUGAGGCAACCGAGCCCCGGAGACCGAGUGUCACGGAGGACAAGCCCGAGUCGGAGCAUUGCGGUAUCCAAGAAACUGUUAAACCUGAGCUGGUGGCAUUGGCUGCAGAGGGGCCGGUCCUGUCCGAGGAGGAGAUGGCGAGGAAGUCCAAGUCCAUCGUUGACGAGUUCCUCCACAUAAAUGAUUACAAGGAGGCUGUUCAGUGCGUGGAUGAGCUGGUUUCGGGACCCCAGCUGCAUUUGUUUGUGCGUGUUGGGGUGGAGUCGACCCUGGAGCGCAGGGAGAUCACACGGGACCACAUGGGCCAGCUCUUCUUUGAGUUAGUGCAGCAGGGAAUCCUGACAAAAGACCAGUUCUACAAAGGGUUUUCUGACAUCUUGGAGCAGGCAGAUGACAUGGCCAUUGACAUUCCUCACAUCUGGCUGUACCUGGCCCAGCUGCUCAGCCCUGUGUUGAGGGAGGGGGGCAUCUCUAUGAGAGAGCUCUUCAGUGAACUAAGCAAACCCUUGCUUGCUGUGGGAAGAGCAGGAAUCCUCAUAUCUGAAAUACUGCACAUACUAUGCAAACACAUGAGCCAUAGAGCUGUGGGUUCUCUGUGGAGGGAAUCUGGCCUCAGCUGGACUGACUUCCUGCCAGAGGGAGAAGACAUCCAGGCCUUUAUCUCACAACAGAAGCUGGAGUCCAUCGUGUUGGAUGUCCCUGGGCCUGAAGCCGGUCUGUCCAAAAAGACGUUGUCUCCAGAGGAGCUGAGCCAGCAGCUGGAGAGGCUCCUGUUGGAAGACAUGGCCAGCGAUGAGCAGAUCUUUGACUGGGUGGAGGCAAACCUGGAUGAACCUCAAAUGAGCUCAUCUCCCUUCCUGAGAGCGCUGAUGACGGCCGUGUGCAAGGCGGCAGUGAAAGACGUUAGCACCAACUGUCGAGUGGACACAGCCAUCAUCCAGAGGAGGUUGCCUGUAUUACUCAAGUACCUUAACUCAGACACUGAGCGACAGCUGCAAGCACUUUAUGCACUUCAGGCGCUGAUAGUCGCCUUGGAUCAGCCUGCUAACCUACUGCGGAUGUUCUUUGACUGCCUCUACGACGAGGACGUCAUCUCGGAGGAUGCGUUCUACAUGUGGGAAUCGAGCAAAGACCCCGCAGAGCAGGAAGGCAAAGACGUCGCCCUCAAGUCUGUGACGGCCUUCUUCACUUGGCUACGGGAGGCCGAGGAGGAGUCGGAGGACAACUAAAGGGGGGGGGGGGCAAUCGCUGAACUUGACUCUGCAGCAGAACAAAUGGGCGGAACAACUUGUUUACGGCUGGAAUUCUUUUUCUGCGGUACAGUUCGGAAACAUGCCGACAUUUUCAGUUUGGAUUCCAACAGCGGAAGCACUAAAUACAUGUAUUAUACAUAGAAAAUAUUUUUGUUUUAAAUUUUAACUUACUUUUUUUUGUUACUUUUUAAGAAGAGACUUAAAAGAAGCAUAGGUUCUGGACUCUUUAAUUUAUUAUUUUUUUAAGGACUGCAAAUAUGGAUGUGAGAACCUGACAAUAGAAAUAACAAUAUAAUUAAUUAUAAUAACAAAAUAAUUGUGAAAUAAAUGGCCUCCCUGGA
Messenger RNA from Doryrhamphus excisus (bluestripe pipefish), 6195 nucleotides. The record is from RefSeq and is a predicted model, not a curated record. NCBI's taxonomy places the organism in Eukaryota, Metazoa, Chordata, Actinopteri, Syngnathiformes, Syngnathidae.